UGUGAUCGUUAAGAACAAGAAGGUUGGACUGCUCUACCGGCUGAUACAGCUAGCCAUCUUGGUGUACCUGCUGGGGCGCUGAGCCUGCUUGGGCCUGAUAGCCGUCCUCAGCCUCUGUCCUGUGGAGGAGUCACGAUCCCAGAGCUGGAUCAGAAACCACAUCUCUGACGUGCUCCUGAACUGGCAUCAGCCAGUCUGCCCGAAGGCUUCUUCUAAUGAGGAUGAGCUCACCUACAUCGUCAAGGUGGGUGUUCCUGGUGAAGAAAGGCUACCAGGAAGUGAGUACAGCAAUCCAGAGCUCCGUCAUCACCAAAGUCAAAGGCGUGGCCUUCACCAACACUUCAGAGCUGAAGGAGCGGCUCUGGGACGUGGCGGACUACGUCAUCCCCUCCCAGGGAGAAAAUGUUUUCUUCAUUGUCACCAACCUCAUUGUGACCCCAAAUCAGCGGCAGUCCCACUGUGCUGAGCAGAGCUCCCACAUCCCCGGUGCCAUGUGCUUCCAAGACAGUGACUGCCCCAAAGGAGAAGCUAUCAUAACUGGGAAUGGAGUGAAGACUGGCACCUGUCUGAUGGAAGCUGGCAAUAGCAGUGGCACAUGUGAGAUCUUUGCCUGGUGCCCGGUGGAGAAGGUGUCCAAGCCCAAGAAGCCACUUUUGGGAAAGGCUGAAGACUUUACCGUCUACAUAAAGAAUACCAUUUGCUUCCCCAGAUUCAACUUUUCCAAGUCCAAUGUGUUGCAGACCAAGGACAGAAGCUUUCUGAAAUUCUGCCGCUUUAGUCCUGACAACCACUAUUGCCCUAUCUUCCGGCUGGGCACUCUGGUCAGCUACACUGGGAAUGACUUUCAGGAAAUGGCCUUGGAGGGGGGGGUGAUAGGAAUUCAGAUUGAAUGGGACUGUGAUCUGGACAGAGGUCCCUCAGCCUGUGAGCCUCAGUAUUCCUUCAGGCGCCUAGACAACAGGUUUGCAGAGAAGUCUGUCUCUUCUGGAUACAACUUCAGAUUCGCUAAGUAUUACCAAGAUGCCAACGGGGAGGAGUUCCGCACACUGAUGAAGGUCUACGGGAUCCGCUUUGAUGUGCUGGUGAAUGGCAAGGCUGGGAAAUUCAACAUCAUCCCCAUGGUCAUCAACGUGGGCACAAGCGUGGCUCUCAUGGGUGCUGGGGCUUUCUUCUGCGACUUAGUGCUCAUCUACCUGAUCAAAAAAAGCCACUUCUAUCGAGAAAAGAAAUACGAACAAGUGAGGUUAAGCUCACAAAAAUUCCUGCCUAGGUGCCUGGUAAAUGGGAAGCAGGACUCAGGCCUCCCAACUGGAGAGGAGCCCCUAGGGCAAGUCCAGACGGUGGAGAAGUAGUUGGAGCCUCUCUCCUGAG
This is a messenger RNA of Vombatus ursinus (common wombat), 1371 nucleotides long. RefSeq names its product purinergic receptor P2X 5 (gene P2RX5). Bases 216 to 1352 code for a protein of 378 amino acids. NCBI's taxonomy places the organism in Eukaryota, Metazoa, Chordata, Mammalia, Diprotodontia, Vombatidae. Gene Ontology annotation, biological process: monoatomic cation transmembrane transport; response to ATP. Gene Ontology annotation, molecular function: extracellularly ATP-gated monoatomic cation channel activity; purinergic nucleotide receptor activity. The record is from RefSeq and is a predicted model, not a curated record. The transcript is spliced from 13 exons. Gene Ontology annotation, cellular component: nuclear inner membrane; plasma membrane.